Molecule: messenger RNA, 1151 nt
Organism: Folsomia candida
Lineage: Eukaryota; Metazoa; Arthropoda; Collembola; Entomobryomorpha; Isotomidae
Gene: EloB
Product: elongin-B
Exons: 6
Coding region: 177-569 (130 amino acids)
Biological process (GO): transcription elongation by RNA polymerase II
Cellular component (GO): elongin complex; VCB complex
Molecular function (GO): protein binding
Source: RefSeq, a predicted model, not a curated record
GACUUCUAGCCGGCAGUUUAAAUCCCUUUUUGAUUGCUCAAGAGAGAAAGUUUUCUUACUUUUUUAAGAAAAUUGUUGGAUAGGUCUGGCCAACCCCCAACAAGGACCCCACUUGUCCAGCAGGCUCUUGCACCCUUCAUCAGCCCGUCCUCCCCUCUCAAGCCCAUCCAUGUUAAAUGUUGGACCGGCAAAAUAAUCCUCUUGAAAUAACUACAAUGGACGUGUUUUUAAUGGUUUGUCGAAAGAAGACGACAAUCUUCUUGGACGCCAAAGAAGACACUCAAGUUCUUGAACUAAAAAAAAUGAUUGCAGGAAUUACGAAAGUGAAACCAAGCAAUCAGCGUCUGUUCAAGGAACGAGAGGAGUUAAAGGAUGAGCGAACAUUAGCAGAGUAUGGAUUUACAGCAAAUUCAGCUAAACCACAAAAGCCUGGAUCAAUCGGACUGGCUUUUAGAAACGAAAAUGGCGAUUGGGAAGAUUUGGAAAUAACACCAUUGUCUCUGCCUCCAGAGCUUCCGGAAGUGAUGAGACCACAAGAAACAGCACAGUCAGAACAGCAGACUGCAUAAAAGAUUUGGAGUGGGGCCUUUUAAAACAUCUGAAGAUUUCGUUCUCCUGCUGUAUUUGCAAAACUUUAAAUACCAUUAUAUUAACCACUAUCACAUUUAACUUAACUUGUUGUGUAAGAAGAAGCGCGGCACUACCCUGCUCUGAAUCUAAACUUCUUCAUCCUACUCCUUAGUAUGCACAACAAAAAUAAUUUCAAUAACUCGAGUCUGGUUAUAAUCAUCACCUAAGUUUAUUGUAAGCAAGUUAAUAAUGAUUUAUUAUCCUUUGUUGGAAUCAAGUUCAAAAUUAUUAUUUUUUGAUGUUUCGCAGUUUUCCGUUGUAAGAAAAAUAAUAUCCGCUAUUAAUUGCAACAAUUCUAAUUACUAGUAAUUGUUACGCGAUUAUUACUAUUAUUAUAUAUGUAUGUGGGUUGCCGAUGCCGAUUGGUAGAUAUAAUUUAGUUUGUCUUUCAAUUUGAAUUAAUCGAGUUGCAUCAAGUAUUUUCAAUCGUGUUAAAAAAUAAUAAUUUAUCCUUUAAAAGAAAUUGUAUCGCGACCAUGUAAUAAAAAACCUAAAGAAAUAAAACUACAUUGAUAAUUAUA